ACGAACUACUCGCAGAAAGUAGGCUCAGCUCGGCUCCACCAAACCAAGCCAAGCCAAUCCGGCUUGAUCGAGCAAUUCUCUUUCCUGCCUUGGAAUCUAUGACGGUGUACAUCUUAGACUGAUCACAAGGUGAACAUUAGAAGGAAGGUAUUUCUUUCUUUCGAAGGAAAAGCUAGGAACAGAUACUUGCCUUGUGCACGUGAAGAAGAACAAAUUCUUGCCACCCACCCACAUGGGUGCAUACCGAAUUAGUGCAUCACCGAUUUGAACUAGACACGAAGCCACCGGCCGGCACUGUUGUGGUGCAACCGGUGCAUCUCCAAUACAGAGGCGAGAAGAACUAGACACAAAGCCACCGGCCGGUGGAGGGAGGAGCUAGAAGCAAUGGCGGAGCUCGCGUCGGGCGCCGUGAGCUCGCUGCUGGGCGUCAUCCGCAACGAGGCCCUGCUGCUGGGCCGCGUCCGGCAUGACGUGCAGUUCAUCCAGGAGGAGAUGGAGAGCAUGCAGAGCUUCCUGGCGCACCUGUCAAAGAAGGCGCCCGGCGGUGGCGACCAGGACGAGCAGAUGCGCACGUGGAUGAACCAGGUCCGGCUGCUCGCCCAGGACAGCAACAACUGCAUCGACAUGUACCUGUACCGCGGCAACCCCGAGCUCCAUCUCGCCAGGGGCGGCCUCCGGCGCUACGUCUUCUGGCUUCCCUGGUUUGUUCACAAGAUGGUGGCGCAGCGUCGCGCGGCCGUCCAGCUGGGUGUCCUCAGGGAAAGGGCGCAUGACAUUGGCGAGCGGCGAACCAGGUAUGGUGUUGAGGUCCCGGCAAAGGAGGCGGCAGCGGCACUGUCGCCUACAGCGGAGGAGCAAGCGUCCGCAUCAUCCGCUAGUUCCGAUGAUGAAAAAGAAAAGAGCAACGAUCAACUCAUGCUAGCAGUGGCAACGACUAACCAUUCUGGUGUAAGAGGGACAUUUUACCAGCCUCGUACGCCGGAGGAGAACAUUAGGGUGAAGCUAGCCGAAUGGAUAGAGGAUGUCGCACAAUGCGGCACUGCUAUGGGAGAGCCCAUACCAUCGGUCGCCAUUGUGGCACAGGAUAAAGAGGAAACCCUGGCUAUUGCGAACGAAGCUUCGGCAAUGUGGGAAAAACGUUGUCCCCACUGGCGCAGUGUCAUGGUCGACAUCCCAGCAGUGCACAUCCAGUCCCGAACCCUUCGAACUCGGGACAUUCUGUACUACAUCCUGCGGAAGCUUCAGUCUCUCGAACCCCAGCCCCAGCAACAGGAAUGUCAAGUCGGUGAAGAGGAGGCUGAAAAAAUAAGAUUUGAUAUUCGCUUAGAAAAAUGGAAGCUGCUCGAUGAAGUCACAGAACAAAUCCAAGCAAUGAAGGUGGACAACAAACUUUCUGAAAUCAAGAACACCAUGGAACAAAUGAAGGGCGCACAACUGCAGAUCAACCUACAACAAAUGGAUGAAGACCUGCUGGGUCUGCCAGAAUCUGUUAAAGAUCAACCCUUAUGGGUACUCCUUCGAGCGCUGUGGCAGCUCAAGCACAAGCCUAUUGAAGGUGAGCCUACUACCAAACAAGACCAAGAAUGGAAGGAAGACAGAUUCACGCAUGAAUAUAUCAUCAAGAGAACAGCCGAGAAGCUUAAAGGGCAUAUGGAAGAAGAUGCAGACACAAAGGCAAUUCGUCUCAAAGAAGCCCAUUAUGAACAGAUCCUAAGGGAGGUGUUCCCCCCGGUGACCACCAAGAAGAACCCGCAGAUCCAGGAGCAAGCCACCGCCGUCAGCGCCACUAGCACCAUUAUAUUGGUCGAGGAUCAAAUCAAAGAAAUGAUCCGUAAGGUCCUUCAGGAGAAAUCCGUGCACAAACCAGGUGCUGAGCUACAGGAAGACAAAACCAUGAAGAAACCAGGUCCAGCUGAGCUGCAGGAAGACAAAUCCGUGAAGAAAAUAGAUACAACUGAUGGUAUACAAAGUCAGCAUUGUAUCCCCAAUGCUCUAAUUGAAGAAACCAUAGCAAAGAUUCAGGAAAUCGAGUGCACGAUGCAAGACCAGCUCCAGAUCAAAGGAAUCAUGGACAAAAUUGAAGAUUGUUUGACGGGACAAGAUGACAAGAUCCUGGUUAUCCUCAAACUCGAUGCUGACUGGGUAUCCAGAUGGAAGGAUACCAAAAAUGCUUUCAGCAUGUUUGGUUGCAUAGCCGGUGCACUGAUGUUGACAUUCAAAGAUAAGAUAGCACGAGCCAAAGAAUAUUGUUGGCCACUGCGGGAGCCUAUAGACUAUAGUCUUCUUGGCUUCUACCAUGAUACUGCACUUGAGCUUACAAAAAACCACAUGCUUGAAGAUAACCCAAAGAUUUAUCUUGACAUCUUGGACAAGUGUAAGCACCAUGAAUUCUGCAUGAAGAUCUUCAUUCAUGCUUUGCACGCCAACCCCAAGAGGAGCAAUGAGGAGCUAAGCAAGUUGCACAAAGCCCUGCAGCCGGUACAUGAAGCUUCACACACAUCUGCACACAACUCAUUGGACAGCAAUAUCAUUGCUAAGAAGAUGUUCAUGUUCUCUUACAGUGACCUGCCUAAGGAAUACAGGUCCUGCUUGCUAUACCUAGCAAUUUUCCCUCGAAGACAACACAUCAGGCGGUCAACCUUGAUAGGACGGUGGGUUGUAGAGGGGUUGAUAACCAAGCAAGACUGGGCCAGCUCUGUGCGACAUGCCAAUCGAUGUUUUGAGGCGCUCAUUAACCGGUGGCUUCUUUAUCCUGCUGAUAUUGGUGCUACAGGACAGGUGAAGAGCUGUGUGAUAGGUGAUGUAGUUCAUGGAUUCAUAACCAAGAUCGCCAGGAAACAGCGCAUUGUAGAAACACGCCUGUCACAUUACUUGGCUCGCCACUUCUCCAUUUUCAACAAUCUCCGAAUCCGUCGCUCUGAUACAAUCAAUAGAUUCUUUGAAAAGCUCUAUGAAGAAUCAUUUCGAGUAUCCAUUAUCAAGGUGCUAGAUCUAGAAGGUUGUAAAUGCUUUGGUGGUAAGAACCAGCGGUACCUCAAGGACAUCUGCAGGACGAUGUUACUGCUCAAGUAUCUGAGUCUAAGAAAAACAGAUGUUAAACAGCUGCCUAGUGAAAUCAACAACCUCCGUGAGCUGGAAGUAUUGGAUAUUCGGGACACCGAUGUGCCUGAGUCUGCAACAGUAAAUGUCCUACUCCUGAAGCUGAAGCAUUUGCUGGCUGGACACGUUGUGCUGAACUCAGUGCCUUGUGUUCCUGACAAGAUUGGAAAAAUGUUAAACAUGGAGGUAUUGUCCAAUGUCAAGGCACGAAAUCAUCAAGUUUUGAAAGAUAUUGGAAAGCUGUGGCAGCUGAGGAAGCUUGGUGUGGUUAUUGAAGACAAUGACAAACUCGUUAGGAAUUUGCUUCGAGCUAUCAGCGACCUGCAUGAGUGCCUCAAGUCUCUGUCAAUCACUCUUCCCAUGACUGACCAAGAUCGUUCCACCGAAGAUUUUCCAAUUGAUGUUCUCGAAUAUUAUAAACACCCUCCCAAGCUUCUUGAGAGCCUAAGCAUUACUGGAACCACAAAAAACAGGCAACUUCUUCAACUGCUGACCAAAGAUAAUGACUUCUUCCAACUUGCGAAGAUAACUCUAACUGGAACCCGACUGAAGCAGGAUAAUCUGAAGGUCCUCAACCAGCUUCCCAAUAUAGUUUGUCUCAGGCUCCGGGAAAAAGCAUACAUCGAUGACAAUCUCACCUUCAAGAAUGAAGAAUUCAAAAAUCUCAAGUGCUUUCUUGUUGAGGGCUCCAACAUGACUGACAUCUUGUUUGAAGGUGGAGCCCAUAAGCUGGAGAAGAUCAUUUUAUGCUCAACUGAUGGCAUACAAUCUCUUUCUGGGGUCGAAGCCCUUCCAGAACUGAAGGAAGUCGAGUUGAACAACAACAACAAUAAGCUUUCAUUGUUUGACAAGGCUAAGAAAGUUUCCAAGGUGACUCUCUGUAGUACCAAACUGAGUGAAGAUGACCUGAAAAUGUUCGCCAAGAUACGAUAUGUGCGCUGCCUAAUCCUGAAGGAGAAAGCUUGUGUUGAAAGCCAGAUUAAGUUCAACAAAGAUGAGUUCCCAAGUCUCAACCUUCUUAUUGUCGAUGGUUCUGCCAUCACCAACAUAGGGUUCGCCAAUGGAUCUGCUCCUAAGCUCGAGAAGAUCAUCUGGUCAUUCACAGAGGACAAGGUGCGGAGUCUCUCUGGCAUUGACAACCUACCAAAAUUGAAAGAGCUCGAGUUCAAUGGCGACUUGAUCCCUGGUGAGUUGAAAGAAGCAAUUAACAAACAUAAAAAUAAACCCAAUCUUAUACACAACAAACCAGAAAACCAAUACCAAGAAAUGGGAAACAUAAAAGAAAUGGGCAAGGCCGCAAGAUUCCCAUCCUGCUGGAAGAGCCAGGAUUGAUGCUGGAGGUGCCGUUCCUAUCAUAUCCAUUCAUCAUCGACUCCCAUCCCAUGGUGUGGCUUGUGUGUGCUAUUUGGCUUGCUGUUGUGUGUUUCUGUCCACAGUGCAUGUGUGGACAUACAUAUUCUGUAUCUAUGUAUGUUGAUCGGCUGAGUGUUGGCCCCUGCUACUUAUUAUGCAUUUGUGCCUUGUAACUAAGAUUGAGCAUAUGUAAUGGUGUGUACGGACGGGUAUGCUCUGAGUAACUAAGAUUGUGCCCUGUAACUAAGAUUGAAUAAAUGUAAUGGUGUCAAGUUUGAGCUCA
Molecule: messenger RNA, 4735 nt
Organism: Triticum urartu
Lineage: Eukaryota; Viridiplantae; Streptophyta; Magnoliopsida; Poales; Poaceae
Biological process (GO): defense response to other organism
Source: RefSeq, a predicted model, not a curated record